AUGCUAGGGAUAUACAGUGAGCAUGCAACGUUUGACUGUCCGUCGGGUGGAAAAUGCAAAGAAUUGUUGAAAAGCUAUGGGUUAGUAGAUGUUGACCGAGAGUAUAGCACCAGUACUAAUAGCUCACCACAAUCGGCACAAUCCGAUGAUAAUUAUUGCCAUGAAAUCGAUAUAUUGCUGGAAAACACAAUCAAUACGAGUGCCGAAGAGCUUAGGGAACAGAUCAGAGAUAUUGAAAACUAUGUGACAAACAAUAUAUUGAUCGCCAGCGAUAAACAGUUACCAAAAAUGCCAGUAAUUCCCGUAUUCCGGGAACUCAUCGAUUAUAAGGGUUUGAAUCAAUUAGAGUGCAAUCGGAUGCGGGAAUUGAUGACAGCAUCCGAUGUAUUCAAACGCUACAAAUUGGGCAAAAAUAUAGUGAAAAGCAAAGACAAGGAUGUGGUAACCAAAUUAUUUAUGCCCCGAACUGAGGCCCACAUCAGGGAUGUAAUAAAUUUCACCAAGGGCCUUAAAGCAUUUGUCAAUGUCUGCCCCGAUGAUCAGUUGGCCCUGAUUAAAUCUAGUUUUAUGGAGGUGUAUUUAUUGAGAUUUCUCACUUAUUACAAUCGAGAGAAACAAUAUUUUAUAGUGGAUAUGGAUCAAAAUACUUCGCUAUGGCUUGGUUUAGAGGAUUUUAAAUUUACCAUAUUUCUUGAUUAUGUAAAUAAUGUGUACCCGGAGUGGGAAAGGGACCCGAUCAUUCUGGAACUGUUAACUGCGAUUAUAAUAUUCAACCCAAAGCACCCCGAUCUUAGUCAUAGAGCUAGUAUUAAACUCGAACAACAAAUAUACAUAUAUUUAUUGCGCAAAUACUUACAAUUGAAAUGUCGGUCACAAUUUGAAUCGGAGCUGAGAUUACAAACGUUAAUGAAUUCAAUGACUGAUCUGAAGAUCGCCGGAGAUUUGCACAGAGAGGACGAGAUUAAUGAAUACCAUAAUUAUAAGCCAUAUUACGGACCACUACUUAAAGAGCUCUAUGGACUAUAAAGUUAUCUCAACAUGUUCAUUUUUGUAAAUUAAUUUAUCAUUUCAAAUAUGAUUAUUCUUUGUGA
Medioppia subpectinata is the source of this 1091-nucleotide messenger RNA. The record is from the annotation of a GenBank genome assembly. Lineage: Eukaryota; Metazoa; Arthropoda; Arachnida; Sarcoptiformes; Oppiidae.